AAUGAAAACAUUUCUGACAUAACCCAAAGCGGAUUUGGACAGUGAGCUGUGAGAACCUCAAAGCUUAGAAUAAAGAAAAUGGAGAUUGGUGAGAUUGUAUGGGCGAAGGUACAAGAUGAUGAAUCUUCUGGCUCGCGUUGGUGGCCUGGUCUUAUUCAGACAAGGGAAGAACACACCCAUGGUUGCUUCCUCUUCUUGGUCUCCUUCUUCGACCAUCACUACCCUCGCCAUUUCCAACUCUCUCAAAUCCGUUCUUUCUCUGAAAACUUCCUCCAACUGUUCUCGGCCGAGGAUCUCGACGGUGGCGCCAUGCUCGAUUCCGCGUUGCGAUUGCUCUGCCGGAGGACCGCUCUGAGCCUCAGGUGUCGCUGCCGGUCGGAAAUAUCCGGGAGUUGGCUCGGACACUCGGAAUCGGUCGGUGGCACGAAGGCCUUUGAGGCGAAGAGCUCGUUUCGGCCCGAGGCGCUGCUGGGUUUCGUGCAGAACAAGGCUGUUUUGCCUUACGUUGAAGUUGAGGGUUUCAUCGGCGCGGUUAGAGGGAUUGCACAAAUACAGGUGCUUCGAGAUUUUAAUGCGGUCCGACAGAGGGAGGCUUACCGGGAAGCAAGGCGGGGCCGUCGCUGCCUUGAGAAAGGUACUCACUUAGAGCUACAGUAUUAUGCAUGUUCAGGUUUGGUUGAAGAUGAAGUACGUAAUUUAGAACCGGAUUCUAAAGGUCAGGUGUCUCCUAUUCCAGUGGACGUGAGCAUGGAAGCUGGUAUGGCAAGAAUUAUCAACCCAAUAACUCUUCUUUCAAAGGAAACAUAUCAACCCAUUAAAGGGGUUGUUCUGGAGAAUAAUGCAACUCAAUUUAAGCAAGGGGAGGGUCAACAAUCAGUUACUGAGAUGCUGGUAAAUUUGCGAUAUCUUGCAUUGGAUUCAUUUUGUUUAGAAGUAAAUUGCUUAAAUAUCACCAAGCAAAAUAUUUUGAGGUUCAGAAAUUUUCUUUCCCAUAAAGUUUCUGGUGUAUAUAUUAAAGACAAAAAGUGCUCUUCUUUGGAAAGCAGAGAAGCCUACUUUUCACACCUUGGUUAUUUCAAGACUCAGCGAAGUGUUAAUGAUGAUGAAAAUAAAUGUGAUGCUGAAGUUAGUUGCUCCAUUGUGCCUUACAUGGAAAGGCCUGGGAGACAACUUGGCUGUAAGAGAUCCUUUGACUUAAAAGCUGUUUCUGAUUCUCCUCUGAGGAAACUAAGGUUUAAAAGGCAGCUUGACCAAAGUGCUGUGUCUGAUUCUUCUUUUAAGUUUAGUGAAAGAAUAAACAGAAGUGAUACUGAGGUAGCUUUAUUUAAUGGUUUUUUGAAAGACCCUUCUUUUAAGUUGUGUCCUGCUGUACCUUUCUCUUCAUACAAUAGCAUUGAUCCUUAUGCAGAAAGAAGUAAUACUGGUUGGAAGGAAACUUCAAGUCAUAAUAACUUCUCAGGUUCCCCGGAUAAGUUAGAAAUUGAAAACUUUAGGGCCCAGAUCGCAACCUAUACAUGCAAUAGUAGCUUGUUGGAAGUUUUCCAUAACAUGUCUGAUUUUUCUAUCUGCAAAGAUUCAGAUCAUCAUGGUAGAAAUGUUGUUGAAAUUAGCAAGGAUCAGAAACUUAAAGUGGAAGAUACAUACCUGUCUUCUGUCAAGUUGGAAGAGCCUGAUGUGAAUGUUGGCAGUCUGAAAAAUAAUAGAACUUUCAUUACUUGUCGUUAUAAUGCAAGAGGUAAGAUUGGAACUAUGUUUCAGAGUGAAGAUAUGAAGGUUGAUAACGGCUUUACCACACUGCCAUCUUCUGCAGCUGACUUAAAUUUCAGCGAGAUAUUUGAUACUCAUGCUAAUGAUGUUGAGAACAGUGAAAACGAUUUGGAAACACAGGUAAAGUCAUCAGAGUUCCAUCUAAAUCAUAAUAAAAUUCGAAUGCAACCUUGUGAUAGUAAGGGUGUUACAUAUUGUAAAAACACCAAAAAUGUGAGCUCAACCGCAGCUUCAAAAGAUGGAAUUGAUGAUACUGAAAUGCUCCCCAAGGCUCUGCAAUCAAAGGCACUUGCCAGAUUUGCUGGCUCAAAAUCUCUAUUCUUGAAGUUUUCAGAAGAUUCUAAUCUGCCAUCAAAGCAGGAACUGGUAAAGAAAUUUUCUCCAUUUGGCUCAGUUGAUUAUGUAGAAACCAAAAUCUUCUGUUCUGCAGGGUCUGCCAAAGUGGCUUUCUUUAACCAAUCUGAUGCUGUUGCUGCAUACCAAUAUUCUAAUAGAAAGAAGCUUUUCCCUGGUCAACGAAAUGUUUGGUAUUGGUUUGAUUCAUUUGAAAGCACAAGAGGAAGAACGAAGCUAUUGACUAGGAAACAACUAGAACCUAAACUAAAGUCAUGUCUUCGAAACUCCAAAGCUCGUGGGAAUGAAGACAAAAAACAUAGGAAGGUGAGGUUUCUAAUGGAAACGUAGGCCUGGUAAUUGAAAUCUGCUGACAUGAAUUUGCAAGACUUUUUUGUAUCUUAACCAGAUGCUGAUGUUUAGAAAUCGAUUCUCUAUCUCGUUUUUAUUUAAGUUUAGAUGUCUUUUGACCACACUUGUAAAGAAAUGUAUAAAUUUAAUUUGACCAA
This is a messenger RNA of Humulus lupulus (European hop), 2609 nucleotides long. RefSeq lists its product as uncharacterized. NCBI's taxonomy places the organism in Eukaryota, Viridiplantae, Streptophyta, Magnoliopsida, Rosales, Cannabaceae. The record is from RefSeq and is a predicted model, not a curated record. The transcript has 2 exons. Bases 79 to 2451 code for a protein of 790 amino acids. Gene Ontology annotation, molecular function: nucleic acid binding.